Closterium sp. NIES-65 is the source of this 1404-nucleotide messenger RNA. Lineage: Eukaryota; Viridiplantae; Streptophyta; Zygnematophyceae; Desmidiales; Closteriaceae. The record is from the annotation of a GenBank genome assembly.
AUGCCGCCAGCGUGGGACCUCACCCGCCCCGCGGCUAACUCAGCCUCCCCUCCCUCCAACCCAUCCGACACCUUAGCUGACGUGGAGGCGCGGUAUUGGUCGAAGCGGCGGUCACAUGCACUGGUGCCGGCAUUCCCAGCAGUGCCAUUUGCAGCGGAGCACAGUGCAGAGUACUGGCUCACGCUCUCCCUGCUCUCAGGCACGGCUCCCUCCGUGCACCUCGUGUCGCACGCGCGCGACGCCGACGUGGUGUUCCUCCCGGUCUUCUCCUCGCUGCUCGCCUUUAGCUUCAAUGCGACGCCCACCAACCCCGCUGCGCUGUUGUUGGCGUUGAAACCACCUGACGGGACACCUGAUGGGUCGGGAGUGCAUGACGUGGCAGCAGCAGGGAGGUUAGCCCCGGUGUUCAUGAAGCCGCAUCUGAGCGAGGAAUUUAGUCAUCUCCUCGAUAGCCUCACCAAAUGGCUGCAUGCUCUAACUGCCAGCAUCAGCAGCAGCAUAAGCAGUGGCGGGAAGGCAGUGGCACAGCCGCGAGUGGUGCUGCCAGUGAGCAUGCCUCGCGCUCUGCCUGCCUUCCACGGCCUCCUCCCCUCCCUCUGCACCCUCACCACUGACUUCUCCUUCUCACCGCUGCAGGAUCUGAAUUUCAUGAAGGAUGUGAUUGUACCGUAUGCGCCACUAGUGGAGCCUUAUCCGGACGACCCUGGUCGCUGGUCUGAUCGCACAACUUUGCUUUAUUUCCGCGGUUCAACAGAAGUCUUCAAUAAUGGCAGGGAACUGCGUCGAAGCUUAGCAAAGCUGUUUGAAGUGCCGCAGUGGAAGCAAGGGGUGGUGUUUGAGGCGGUGGAGCGGGGGGAUGAGACCGAGGUGACGGUGGAGGAUGUGCAGGCCAUGCAGCAUGCCAUGCGCCACAGCCGCUUCUGUCUUGUGCCUGAAGGCAACACGGUGUCAUCCUCUCGCCUCUUCAACGCCAUGGUGAGCGGGUGCAUACCAGUGGUGGUGAGCGACAGCAUCCUGCUGCCCUUCGAGGACCUCAUUGACUUCACGCGCUUCGCCCUCUUCGUUCCCUCCCACCUCGCCACGCGCUCCGGCUACCUGGCAUCCGUGCUGCGAUUGGACGAGAGCAAGUGGAGAGCCAUGUGGGGGGAGCUGCGACAGGUGCAGCGGCAUUUCAUAUUUGGAAGUCCGGCAGUGGAGGGCGGGGCGGAGGACAUGGUGUGGCAGGCACUGCUGCGCAAGCAGGCCAGGGAGGCUGCCGCGAGGGAGAGAGCCGCGAUGAUGACAGGCAUGCUGGCUGCUGUGGGGCUCAAUGGCAGUGCAUGGCGGGUGAGGGAGCGAGGGGACUUCACUGCCAGGCAGAUGGCGGAGGAGAGGAAAGGUGCAGCCAGGAAUAGACGUGAUUAG